Lepus europaeus (European hare) is the source of this 4870-nucleotide messenger RNA. RefSeq names its product testis expressed 14, intercellular bridge forming factor (gene TEX14). The coding region runs from base 1 to 4590 and encodes 1529 amino acids. Gene Ontology annotation, biological process: intercellular bridge organization; male meiotic nuclear division; mitotic sister chromatid separation. The transcript has 33 exons. Gene Ontology annotation, cellular component: intercellular bridge; kinetochore; midbody. The record is from RefSeq and is a predicted model, not a curated record. Gene Ontology annotation, molecular function: protein kinase activity; ATP binding; protein binding. Lineage: Eukaryota; Metazoa; Chordata; Mammalia; Lagomorpha; Leporidae.
AUGCCUUCGAAUACUAAAAGCACCGGAAACCACGAGGAGGAGGCGCAGCGUCGUCCCCUGAGCGUGAAGCCGGCUCUUGGUGCCGCCUCGCUGCGGCCGCCAUUUGCCAUUGAUGAUCGUUCUCGUCUCCCUGCGGGGAGCGAGAGGGGGAGGACGCAGUCUGAGUGGUUUUCGUUCUUAAUGUUGUUGUCUAAAGGAAGCUUGAUUGUUGGGAGUGCGGUUUGGAAGCUGUGUCUAAGCAGCCCUUCGGGAGUGCUCUGCGGAGACUUUGCAAAGGGAGGAAUUUACGUUGAUGCCGUUAACUCCCUGGGCCAGACAGCACUUUUUGUUGCAGCGUUAUUAGGCCUGACGAAAUUAGUUGAUGUCCUGGUGGAUUAUGGGUCAGAUCCAAAUCACCGCUGCUUUGAUGGGAGCACCCCUGUCCACGCAGCAGCAUUUUCAGGCAAUCAAUGGAUCCUCAGCAAACUGCUUGAUGCAGGGGGUGACCUGCGACUCCAUGAUGAGAAAGGGCAAAACCCGCAGACCUGGGCCUUGGCAGCAGGGAAGGAGCGCAGCACCCCGAUGGUGGAGUUUAUGCAGCGCUGUGCCUCCCACAUGCAGGCCAUCAUCCAGGGCUUCUCCUACGACCUCCUGAAGAAGGUAGACUCCCCGCAUCGGCUCAUCUGCAGCCCGCCCUGGUUUGGGGGACUCAUGCAGGGAAACGCUAAUGGCUCUCCUAACCGAUUGCUUAAAGCUGGGGUCAUUUCUGCUCAAAAUAUCUACAGCUUUGGCUUUGGGAAGUUUUAUCUCACAGGGGGGACACAGCUCGCCUAUCUAGGGUCUCUUCCCAUAAUUGGAGAAAAGGAAGUGAUUCAAGCUGAUGAUGAGCCCACCUUCUCUUUCUUCAGCGGCCCCUUCAUGGUCAUGACCAACCUGGUGUGGAAUGGGAGCAGGGUCACAGUGAAGGAGCUGAACCUCCCCACCCAUCCACACUGCAGCAGACUACGACUGGCAGACCUGUUAAUUGCCGAGCAGGAACACAGCAGCAAACUGCGGCACCCCCACCUGCUGCAGUUGAUGGCUGUGUGCCUAUCCCAGGACCUGGAGAAGACUCGCCUUGUGUACGAGCGCAUCACAGUGGGCACGCUGUUCAGUGUCCUCCAUGAACGACGGUCUCAGUUCCCGGUGCUGCACAUGGAGGUGAUCGUGCACUUGCUGCUGCAGAUCUCUGAUGCCCUGAGAUACCUGCAUUCCCGAGGCUUUAUCCACCGCUCCCUCAGCUCCUAUGCUGUCCACAUUGUCUCUGCAGGGGAAGCGAGGCUCACCAACCUGGAGUACAUGAUGGAAAGCCAGGAUGGAGGUGUACACAGAGACCUGACUCGAGUACCUCUCCCCAGCCAACUGUACAACUGGGCUGCACCAGAAGUGAUCUUACAGAAGGCAGCCACGGUGAAGUCAGACAUCUACAGCUUCUCUAUGAUCAUACAGGAGAUUUUAACAGACAACGUACCUUGGAAUGGUUUAGAUGGCUCGGUUAUUAAAGAAGCCGUAGUCUUGGGAAAUUAUUUAGAAGCAGAUGUCAGGCUUCCGAAACCUUACUAUGAUAUCGUUAAGUCAGGCAUCCAGGUCAGGCAGAAAGACCGAACUAUGAAUCUUCAAGAUAUCCGGUACAUUCUGAAGAACGACUUAAAGGAAUUUAUUGGAGUACAGAGAACUCAACCAACUGAGAGCCCCAGGGUGCAGAGAUAUGAACCUCAUCCUGAUGUCUAUCUAGGACUCACUUCAGAACAUCCAAAAGACACCCUCGACUUGGAAAUCAAAGAAUUGAAAGAAAUGGGCAGUCCACUUCAUUCACCAAGGGGUCAGUCUUCUCCCACUGAGGAAGCCACAUUGGAUCCUGUGACCCCAGAACCAAGUCUGAUGGCCCAGGAGGCUGUGCAUCAGCCUGCUCCUUCUCUUGCUCACUUGGUGGCAGAAGAGGCGAGGAGCCCCAGCACCAGUCAGGCGAGCCUCUGCAGCUUCGAAAUCAAUGAAAUCUACUCAGGCUGUUUGAACCUGGGAGAUGGCAAAGAGAAAGAGACCCCAGGAGCUACUUCAUCUCCUGAGGGGGAGAGACCACACCAGGCAGACGAACUGCAAUCCAUGGAGGAAGAGUUGGAUAAGAUGGAGAGAGAGGCAUACUGUUUGUGUGCUGACAGGAGCUCUUCAGAAACUGACCCAGAGCUCUCCUUUGGGGACUGGGACUGGCAGAAUGACUCACUCAGUUCGCCCAGCCUCCCUGAGCCAACCAGAGAAGUGCAGGGCCCUGUGAGCAACAGGUCCAUGACUGAGGAGUACAUCAGUAAGUGUGUCCUGAACCUGAAGAUCGCACAGACACUGAUGCACCAGAGUGCUGAUCUGCUGAGGGAUACCCAGCAGGAAAUAGGUCAGCUGGAGAUGAUGCAUAACGAGCAGGAGGAGUGCAGGUCUCUGUGGGAAGCUUCACUAGAGUUUGCAAAUGUCUGUAGCUCUCCUUCAGCCCUGGGCCCUCCAGCUCCAAGUUACAUUCCUCCUGCCAUGCAUCUGUCAGGGGGCCAGCAGCCAGAUACCAGGGGCAGUUGCCUAACCUUAGCAAGGUCUCCAAGAACAGCGAGAGAUUUUCAGGGAGGACAUUUUGGCAAAAGGCCCAGUAAAAGAAGUAGCUGUGACUGGAAACCUCUCACCCAAGUUUCUGAAGAAAGUUCUGGGCAUCAGUCAGAGACAAGUCAUCAGACUGCUCUUGGUGGCUCUGGGAAAGACAAUACAGGUGAGCAGUUUCAGCACACUGAAGGAGCCAAGGUCAAUUUGGACAGAAGCCGAAACCAAAGUACUAGUAGGAUUAGUGUGGAAGCUGUGUCUAAUGAAAUCUCUAAUGCAAAGUCAAGAAAUGAAGAUGAUGGAAAGGUACACUUCAAAUGGAAAAUGGAAGUGGAAGCAAUGGCAGAGAAAGCAGCUACUGGACAGCUCACAGUACCUCCUUGGCAUCCGAGGAGUAGUUUGACCUUAGAGUGUGAGGCUGAAAACAUGCCUGAUCCUCUGCUGCAGCCCCCUGCUAGGGGCCCUGAGAACAUGAAUUGGCAGCGAGCUGUAGAGUAUCACAGGGAUAAGGAUGAACCAGCAGGAAACGACAAGUUUGACAGAUUGGACCACAGUGACUGUGACCAGCAUGACAGACAGCCUGGGCCUCGGAGCUUCACCAGUAUCAGGCACCUGUCCCUUGGAGAAAAUGAGCAGCCAGAGUAUAGCGAAGCCUUUCAAGCAAGUUCUGAGGCAUCUGUGGUCAUCGAGAAGUCUUACAGUGAUCGGUCUGUGCAAUCAUCUUGCUCACCAGAGACUUCUGAGGACAUAACAGAUGAAUUUUUAACUCCAGACCAUGAAUAUUUUUACUCCUCAACUGUUGGAGAAAACUUAGAUCUAGAGACUUCAAGUCCCAUAGAAGACUUUGAAGGAAUACAAGGAACAUUGGCUCAACCUCAACUUUCUGGUGAGGAAAAGUUCCACCUUGGAAAGAAUGCUGAGACUUUGACUAGAUCUCAAUUCCAGCCUAUACAAAGUACUGAAGGUGAACAAGAGCAAGCAUUAAAGAAGCCACCAAAAGAACUGAAGGAUAAAGACAUCUCACUGAUAGACAUUCAGGACCUGUCUAGUAUCACCUAUGAGCAAGAUGGCUCUUUUAAGGAAGUCUCAUGCAAGACACCCAAAGUAACCCAUGCACCUACUAGUGUCAGCACUCCACUCAGCCCAGGGUCAGUUUCUUCAGCUGCCAGUCAGUAUAAAGACUGCCUUGAAGAUAUCACAUUUCAGGUUAAAACAGAAGCUACUUGUUGCUGGGACAAUCAAGAAUCGAUACAAACUUUGUCUGGUAAAUCUGCAACUGUCCGAGAGAGAGCAAGGAGUCUAGAAUCUCUCUUUCCUUCCACUGAAACAUCUGCUUCCAGACUGACUGAUCUGAAAAGAUUGCCUGCGUGUCCUGGGGCUAGUUCCUCCAGUAUUGCUAAGGCAUCUGACACAUCACUUCAUGCCUUCCAGAAAAGGAGCCUGCCUAAAGAACUAAUAGAAGCCAUCUCCCAGCAUCACAUUGAUGAGCUACCACCACCGUCUCAGGAACUUCUUGAUGAAAUUGAGUGCUUGAAGCAGCAGCAGGCCUCAUCCACUGCAUUGCAUGAGAACACAGCACGUGAUCCGGUCAUCACUGCAAAUGAUCACAAACAUUUAGAAGAACAAGAAACUGAUAGUAAAAAAGAAGAUAGCAGUAUGCUUUGGACCAAAGAAACUCGGGACCUAGAAGAGGACACAGAGAGAGCUCACUCUACUCUCGAUGAGGACCUGGAAAGAUGGCUGCAGCCACCUGAGGAGAGCGUGGAGCCACAGGACCUCCCCAAGGGCUCUGCAAGGGAGACAAAUACCAAGGAUCAGGAAGUUGGUGAAAAGAAGAGAAAAGGAGACAAAAACAUCAAGUCACAGAGAAGGAAAUCAGAGGGUUUUUUAGGGGCUUCUGAAGAAGAUGAACUAAAACCCUGUUUUUGGAAGCGACUGGGUUGGUCCGAACCAUCCAGGAUAAUCGUUCUGGAUCAGAGUGACUUGUCCGACUGACUGGACUUGGAUCGUGGGUGGAUUCCUGGCCUGAGUUUGAGUGCCCUGGUUGUGAGCUCCUUUCUUCUUUCAUCUGCUUCAGUUGCCAUUGGGGCAGUGGUUCCGGUUCCGUAACUUACACUUUGUUCAGCUGCCACAGUAGACAUAAUGGUUUGGCCCUUUUGGCAGCACAUUUAACUGUUUGUUUUUAGUCAGAUUUGAGAAAGGUAGUUUUGAUUGUAAAAAUUUUUUCAUGUGUCCAGAAUGACUUUUUGGUUUUGUUGAUGUAAACUUUUGAAAG